AUGAUUUUACUCACGGACAAGAAGAUAUCCGCUCACCUCGCGUGCGAGACUCGUAGCGAUGGAAUCGAGCACAUUGCGAAUCUAACUCCAAUCCAAACUUUCUGUUCAUACUUUGAGAAGAAAAGAAUUUCGAAUUUAUCCUACGACGUAGAACUGCAAUUGCAAGAAACACACCUAGGUGUCGAGAAUAAUCGAAUCUCAACUGCGCAGUCGACUUUGACUUUCGGUAUGCAGGCAUUGGACUUGAGUCCAUCACUAGGCAGCAAUGCAUCGAUCAGACGCGGCUGCGCACAGCCGGAAAAUGGUUAG
This is a messenger RNA of Heterotrigona itama, 309 nucleotides long. Lineage: Eukaryota; Metazoa; Arthropoda; Insecta; Hymenoptera; Apidae. The record is from the annotation of a GenBank genome assembly.